Molecule: messenger RNA, 2403 nt
Organism: Colletotrichum scovillei
Lineage: Eukaryota; Fungi; Ascomycota; Sordariomycetes; Glomerellales; Glomerellaceae
Exons: 4
Coding region: 131-1300 (389 amino acids)
Biological process (GO): regulation of DNA-templated transcription
Molecular function (GO): zinc ion binding; DNA-binding transcription factor activity, RNA polymerase II-specific
Source: RefSeq, a predicted model, not a curated record
UGUGACGCUUCGACAUCAACAGGUUUAUCAAGGGUAUAGCAGUAUAGGUCUCCGACCUUUAUAUGGACUAACCUUUCCGAAAAGGAUUCGACUUUGCAGCGUCACCGACUUUGGAGUGCAGGGUUCCAUCAUGUCUUACCCAUAUCCUUCGCACUUUCUUCCCCUCGGUUCCGACAUGGAGGUUCCCAAUUCUGGCUUCGCGCCUAGCUACGACGCACCAGGCUCAGGCCAAGCAUCGAUGGACCAGGGGACCCGCGAGCCAACAGACCAGGAGCGUAGAGAUUCCAUCUUACAGGCCAACAUCUCUGAUUCAAGUCAGUCUGGACAAGCUGGGGAUAAGAAGAGGAACAAGCUGGGCUAUCACCGGACCUCGGUAGCUUGUGGACAUUGCCGCAGGCGGAAAAUUCGGUGCAUAAUGUCAGAGGUACAAGGUGAUGGCCGAUGUAGGAACUGCAUCAGGUUGAAGAAGGACUGUAGCUUCUUUCCUGUAGACCAGGCGCCGUCUCAAAUGACUGAAGCAAAGCCCAAAGCGCAACCUAGACCUGCCGGAGGAUCUAACACCGCUUCCGCAUCGUCUUCUCCCGUUGUACUUCCUGGACAAGCCCCAGAAGGAUCCCAACACUAUCAGCACCAUCAAGGAGGAGUUCUGCCCUCGCCACAAAACGUACUACCGACAACUAUCCAGACUUCUGCAGCCGGAAAUCUUGGUCAGGACCCCACAGUGCCUGUAUCGAGCACUACAACGUCUUCUCAGCCCUACGAUUUUGCGAAUCCCCAAAUCACGAACUGGGCAUCACCAGAUAUUAGUUCCAACUAUGCAACAAAGUCAGGUGACUUGAGAGAAACGAAGAAGCCUUACGCUGAACAGUCCCCGAUUACUCCGUCUCCGUCUUUCUCGCCGUAUACGUCUCAAGCCCCACCGUCGGCCAGCUGGAGCAAUGCAGACAUCAAUGCUCAAAACAAUAUGGGUUACUCGUCAUUCACAAUAGGGAACCCUAUGGCAUACCCAAGAGGCACACAGAUACCUACACAAUACCCCACGAUGUCACAGCAGGGCCGGCAAUUCCCCAGAAGGUCUUCGACGGUGAUGACGACUGACAUGUACACGAACCCGAUUGCGACAAGUUUCCCAACUAUGGACCCGCACACUGUUUCCAUGUCUGCAGGUGCCAACCCGCCUUCAGGUUACGGUACUUGGCCACAGCAACAGCAGCAGCAGCAACAGCCCCCCUACGGCUAUCCUAGGCCAUCCGAGGGAUACGACACUUGGACGGCUUAUGACAACAGUAGCGGGAGGUAGGCACUUCCUAGCCACAAUCGUGCUACAUCAUCAACGGAAAACCCUGGGAAACCCGGUUCCAGACAUCCUUCUUCUGCUUCAAACUCUACCGAAGUUGGCAUACCGCAUAAAGGAGACGCGACGGACCCCAUGGCCGAGAAAAGAGAGAAGAACGAGGAAAACAGAACACCCUAAGCAAACAAGAGGCUAAGUAGAAAAGAUAGGAAAGUAGUUCAAUUUCAUGUGAAACCGGAAAAGAUAUGCCAAACGGUAGCCUUAACCGCCCUGGAACGAAGUCGUGUCUCGGAUGCAGCAGUUGUCGAAUUGGAGCGGCGCAAAGUACUCGAAAACAGGGGCGAAUACCAGAACGAGAAACGACAGAAAGAAAUCAAUGGGGGUUUGGGGGAUUUCAAAAGCAAUAGCAACCAUAUGCCCCAUUUUCAAGCGAGGAGCAAGGGACACUGCCAUGCCGAUGACGGCUCUGCAACGCCGGGAUCGCACGAAACGUGUUGCUGGCAGACGUCAGAUUUAAGUGCAAGCACAUCGCGGAAGGAAUGUUGCGGGGCCCCGAGCGCAAGGCGCAUGGCCGAUGCCGAGCAAGCGGGGAGGGGGAGGUGCCUACUUAUACCUAGGCGGAAUACGAGGUCACUUUUUGUCUCGGGAACGCACCGUGAGACGGGAGGUUCGGGCCGGGCGCGGUGAUCCGCAGCGCCGUACAGUCGGACGAAGAGUCUUUCCUUUUCUUUUCGUGUUUAUAUUGGAAGCGAGCAUUGAGGAGCUAUGGGAAGUACAGAAGCAAUGGCAAGUGGAUGAGAAAGGACUCGAAAACAAAAAGGGGAGGGAUCGCAUUCGUCGGGUCUGGAGACGCACGCACAUUCUAUACCACCGGCGUCAUCAUGACGCUUACCUGUUGCUCGCCUUUAGUUGCUUCCUCUUUUGUUUCCUCUUCUUCACUUCAACAAAUCUCCUUCGAUUCAUAGUUCAACAUUCUUAUCAUACAGCCGUUUUGGUUUCUUUGCCCUUCUUUUCUCUCGAGCGCGCCCUUUGUCAGUACAUAGAAUCCCUGGCCUCUGAGAACUUGGGAAUGGCGAAUACUCCAAUCCAGAUUUUGGUAUUGAGCCCAU